Messenger RNA from Miniopterus natalensis, 1198 nucleotides. RefSeq names its product SERTA domain containing 1 (gene SERTAD1). The record is from RefSeq and is a predicted model, not a curated record. Gene Ontology annotation, cellular component: nucleus. Gene Ontology annotation, molecular function: transcription regulator activity. NCBI's taxonomy places the organism in Eukaryota, Metazoa, Chordata, Mammalia, Chiroptera, Miniopteridae.
CGUGAGUCGGAGUCAGAACUGCGUCUCCGGACCCAGGCGCCGGUUGCUGAAGGAGGACUAGCGAGCGAUGCUGCCGCCGCCGCUUUCUGAUUGGCUGCGGAUGGCUCCCUUUUUGUUCUGAUUGGCAGCUGGCGAACUGGAUGAUGCUGAGCAAGGGACUGAAGCGCAAGCGGGAGGAGGAGGAGGAGGAGAAGGAAGCCCUGGCAGUGGACACCUGGUGGCUGGAUCCUGACCACCCAGCAGUGGCACCGGCACCCCCGGCCGUGGCCUCCAGUUCCCUCUUUGACCUUUCAGUGCUCAAGCUCCACCACAGCCUGCGGCAGAGCGAGCCGAACCUGCGGCACCUCGUGCUGGUUGUGAACACACUGCGACGCAUCCAGGCAUCCAUGGUGCCCACAGCUGUCCUGCCACCUGCGCCUAGCCCGCCAGCAGCCUCUGAUGUGGCUGACAACUUGCUGGCCAGCUCGGACGCCGGCCUCUCAGCUUCCAUGGCCAGCCUCCUGGAGGACCUCAGCCAUAUUGAGGGCUUGAGCCAGGCCCCCCAGCCCCUGGCAGAUGAAGGCCCACCAGGCCGCCCCAUUGGGGGAGCCCCACCCAGCCUGGCUGCCUUGGACUUGCUGGACCCAGCCACUGGCUGUCUACUAGACGAUGGGCUUGAGGGCCUGUUUGAGGACAUUGAUACCUCCAUGUAUGACAGCGAACUUUGGGCGCCAGCCUCUGAGGGCCUCAAACCUGGCCCUGAAGAUGGGUCAGGCAAGGAAGAAGCUCCAGAGCUGAAUGAGACUGAGCUGGACUACCUCAUGGACGUGCUGGUGAGCACACAGGCACUGGAGCGACCACCGGGGCCAGGGCCCUGACCCCUGGGCUGGGAGGAUUGUCUGAUGACUAAACUGAGAGUUGGUGACUGAGCCAACUCUCCUUGGAAAGACACAACUGGCUCCUCUAGAACAGAGAUGGGGGCUUCAGAGAGACAGAAUCAGUCCUGGGCAGCCUCACCUCUGUCCCCUUGUCUCAGACUGAUGGGAGGAGCCUGGGUUCAGCCUCAUGAUGGAAUGACGGGGCCUGGUGGCUGGAUUGCGAUUGGACCUGGCCUAAUGCUGGACUGACUCCCCUGAGGUCAUAGCCUGGGGUAUAGAUCUCCCUGAUGUAGAAAGAGACCCCAACCAGUUUUUUGAAAUUAAAAACCAGUCCUGGGAAA